AUGGCAAAUGCCACAGUCCGCCAACGGCAAUGGUUAACAUCUCUCAUCCACUCACUCCCAUCAGAGGGCGUGGAUGCAUCACACGUCGCCAAUCCGCUUCGAGAUUUUGCACCAGAAGGCAAAAAUAUCCUACUGACACUCUACGCUCUGUUCGAGAAAGAGCUUCUCCCAGCAUUAGAUCUUCUCGACCGGAAUCUCGUCAGUCGUCUGCAAGUCCAGUCGCACGAAACGCAGGCACAACAAACGCGUCCUUAUAUGGUUCGCUCAGCACAGCAGCACUACGGCACUCACAGGGGUCACAAUCGCGAGCAUGUCAAUUACUACGAGGUACGACUACAGGCGUGGAGCUGCUCUUGUCCAGCUUUCGUCUUCUCCGCUUUCCCAGCUUCGGCGCCACAAUCUGAUGAGAAGGAGAAUGAUGAUCAGACCGAGGAGUCCGAUGUGCUAGUAGGGGGACUUACGCGGGGGGACGAUGUGCCAAUCUGUAAGCAUUUGUUGGCCUGUUUGUUAGUUCAGCACUGCGGCGCUUUCUCUCACUUUGUGGAAGAGAAAGAGGUGUCCAUGGAGGAAUUGGCAGGCUCGGCUGCUGGAUGGUAUGAUUGA
Sphaerulina musiva SO2202 is the source of this 603-nucleotide messenger RNA. RefSeq lists its product as uncharacterized. Bases 1 to 603 code for a protein of 200 amino acids. The transcript has a single exon. NCBI's taxonomy places the organism in Eukaryota, Fungi, Ascomycota, Dothideomycetes, Mycosphaerellales, Mycosphaerellaceae. The record is from RefSeq and is a predicted model, not a curated record. Gene Ontology annotation, molecular function: zinc ion binding.